GAGUGCGGGCGGGAGGGCGCCUGUCAGGGUCCCAGGGAGUGGCAGCCCCCAGGUGGCUGCCGAGCCGGAGCCGGAGCCGGAGCCGGGCCUCCGCGCCGCGCCAUGGCGCCCACCCUGGCCACUGCCCAUCGGCGCCGCUGGUGGAUGGCCUGCACGGCCGUGUUGGAAAACCUCCUCUUCUCGGCAGUCCUCCUGGGCUGGGGCUCGCUGCUCAUCAUGCUCAAGUCGGAGGGCUUUUACUCGUACCUGUGUACUGAGCCAGAGAUUGUCACCAACGGCACAGUGGGGGUCACAGCGGAGCCGCAGCAGGAGCACGAGGAGAUAACCUGGAUGAAUGGCUGGCUCAGCUGCAAGGCCCAGGAUGAGAUGCUAAACUUGGCCUUCACCGUAGGCUCCUUCCUGCUCAGUGCCAUCACCCUGCCUCUGGGCAUCGUCAUGGACAAAUAUGGCCCAAGGAAGCUCAGGCUACUGGGCAGUGCUUGCUUUGCUGUCUCCUGCUUGCUGAUUGCAUAUGGAGCAAGUAACCCGAACUCUCUCUCUGUGCUCAUCUUCGUUUCCCUGGCUCUGAACGGCUUUGGUGGGAUGUGCAUGACUUUCACCUCAUUAACACUACCCAACAUGUUUGGCGACCUUCGGUCCACGUUUAUUGCCUUGAUGAUUGGAUCCUAUGCCUCCUCAGCAGUCACCUUCCCGGGAAUCAAGGUCAUCUACGACUUUGGUGUCUCUUUCAUCAUCAUCCUCGUGGUCUGGGCCAGCUGCUCUGGACUGGUUUUCCUCAACUGCUUCUUUAACUGGCCCCUGGAGCCUUUCCCGGGGCCGGAGGACAUGGACUACUCGGUGAAGAUCAAGUUCAGCUGGCUGGGCUUUGACCACAAGAUCACAGGGAAGCAGUUCUACAAGCAGGUGACCACAGUGGGGCGCCGCCUCAGCGUGGGCAGCUCCAUGAGGAGCACGAAGGAGCAGGCGGCCUUGCAGGAGGGCCAUAAGCUGUGCCUGUCCACCAUUGAUCUGGAGGUGAAGUGCAAGCCAGACGCUGCAGCGGCCCCCUCCUUCAUGCACAGCGUGUUCAGCCCCAUCCUGUUGCUCAGCCUCCUCACCAUGUGCAUUACGCAGCUGCGGCUCAUCUUCUACAUGGGCGCCAUGAACAACAUCCUCAAGUUCCUGGUCAACGGCGACCAGGACGUAGUUGGCCUCUACACGUCCAUCUUUGGUGUGCUCCAGCUUCUCUGCCUACUGACAGCCCCUGUCAUUGGCUGCAUCAUGGACUGGAGGCUGAAGGAGUGUGAAGAUGCCUCUGAGGAGCCUGAGGAGAAAGAUGCCAACCAAGGCGAGGAGAAGAAGAAGAAGCGAGACCGGCAGAUCCAGAAAGUCACCAAUGCCAUGCGGGCCUUCGCCUUCACAAACCUGCUGCUCGUGGGCUUUGGGGUGACCUGCCUCAUUCCCAACCUGCCUCUACAGAUCCUGUCCUUCAUCCUGCACACGGUUGUGCGAGGGUUCAUCCACUCCGCUGUCGGGGGUCUGUACGCAGCUGUGUAUCCCUCCACCCAGUUUGGCAGCCUCACGGGACUGCAGUCACUGGUCAGUGCACUCUUCGCCCUCCUGCAGCAGCCCCUGUUUCUGGCCAUGAUGGGUCCCCUGCAAGGAGACCCCCUCUGGGUGAACGUGGGGCUGCUCGGCCUGAGCAUGCUGGGGUUCUGCCUCCCCCUCUACCUCAUCUGCUACCGGCGCCAGCUGGAGAGGCAGCUGCAGCAGAAGAGGGAGGACGACAAGCUUUUCCUCAAGCUGAACGGCUCCUCCAACCCGGAGGCUUUCGUGUAGCGCCCACCACCUCGGAACUGUGGCCUCCUGCCCUUGCUUCAGUGACUCACCGGUGUCCUUCUCCCCAUCCCAGAGGACCUCCGUGCACCCUCAGGAUCCUCUCCUUCACAUUUUGGAGUCCACGCUCCCUCCCGGGGCCCUGGUCCUGCCUUGGAGCUCUGCAGUGGAAGGAUGGGAGAGGGCCCGGAUGUGCGAUUUUCCUACUGCUGGAAGCAAGGGCUGCCGUGGGCUUUGCUCUGCCACCCUCGAGGGGCCCUGGGGCCUUGAGGCUCCGUGGUGCCUGCAGGGCAAGCAAGGAGGACCCCCAGCAGGCAGGCUCUCUCCCUUAAGUGUCUGGAUUCUGCCUCUUGCCAAAGCAGUGGGGUCUGCCAUCUACUGCCUGCCACCUGCCUCUCGGCUGCAUGCCCACUGGCCACACCUGCCCAAGGACAAAGGCUUGCGCUGUCUGCUCCCCCUCGCCUGGCCCCUCGACCUCCUCCCUUGGCCAGUCUGAGGCUGCCUGAGGAAGGAAGGACCCGCUUCCUGUUGUUGGUGCUAACCCCUUUGUCAUUCCAGCCCCCUGUGGCCUGUCCAUGACCUGGUCUCCUGUUACAGGCCUGUGGAGAAGCCCCUGGCUGGCUUAAAGCCUGGGGAGGAGAUGGAGGGCUGGAUAUUCAGGCACCGCUCAGGGGCCAAGGACAAGGCUGAUUAAGCAGUCCCUCACCUCCUCCCUCUGGGGGAGGAGCAAGUUUCCACUGCCACCUUCCAUCCAGUCUGUGACCUGAAGGGAAUUAAAACAGCACCAACAGGGCACCCCCUACACACACAGCUGUUUUUAUGGGGGUGGAAGUCAGGCUGUUGCUGACAGACGGAGGUCCAGGCCUGACUGGGGAGAUGGGUUGUGAGGGGCCCAGGGGUGCGUGUACAUGUGGGAUGUGUGACCAUGUGGCAUGUGUGAGAUGUGUGUGGGGUGGUGCUGAGGUGUGGGCUCUGGGUGUCUGCCCCUAUUCUCCCGGAGCCCCGCUACAGGCCCUGGGGCCUGGAGGCCGCCUCGCUCUGGACCUGGAGCUUGUCGGAGGCUGUGGGGUUACAGCGCCCCCUGCCGGCGGGCUCCUCCAGGGCCCUGGAGCUGUUUACGUGAGAGAGGCCCCUGUCCUCUGCCAGGCUGGCCUGGCUGUCCAGCCACCUGCCGCCUGACUGCCCCCAGAAAUGUGUCUGAGACUUCCUGGGAGCGCGCAGCAGGGUGGGUUGAUUUUUGGGUUUAUACUUUCGGGUCUUUUAAGUUUUACCAGACUCCUUUUUAUAAAGCAAUAAAUCCAUUUUCCUCCUGGGAAGGGAUGCCCCUGCUAGCAUUUCAGUUAAUGGCUACACGUGCCUGCUUUGAGCUCGAGAAGAAAAGGCAAGACAAGAUUUUUCUGCCACUGACCAGCCCCAGUCAUACCCAGUCGCUCCCCGUCUCUCUGGGUGAUUGCCAUCUUGGGAGCUGCACCGGGGCAGGAGAAGACGGUAUUCCCCGAGCUUGCGCCCAGACAAACUGGGCUUGUGCAGACAUCUUAGAAGUGGGAGCCACCCCUGCUCCGCUAUCCCAGCCAAACAGCGAAUCCUGACCCUUUCCAUCCCUUAUUCAGAUUUCCUCCUCCUGGCUCAACUGCCCUGAGGGUUCCUCCUGAGCUCAGGACAAAGGGUGACACCGAGAGACAGAGGCAGAAUGCGGUCUCGGGCUCCAAGAGACAGAGGCAGAAUGCGGUGAGGGGAACUGGUGGAGGACAGGAAGGGACAGAUCCAGGCCCAAAUUUGAGCUCUGCGUGAACAGUUGAGCACCUCGAACACACCUCAUUUUCCCAGGCUUCAGUCCAGUCCACUCAAACAUUAAAAAGCAAAAACCAUUUGUUUAAAACAAACAUUUUUAAAAAGGAGAGAGAACCUAGAUCAACAUUUCCCAAACCACUCCUUAGAGCACUAGUUCCUAUAAGGUGUUAAUUAUUCUCAUUUAAAAACAAAAAAAACUUUCCCGGUCAGGGGCGCCUGGCUGGCUCAGUCAGUACAGCAUGUGACUCUUGAUACUGGGGUUGUGAGUUUGAGCCCCACGUUGGGCAUAGAACUUACUUUAGAGAAAAGAAAGAUGGUCAGAUCUGGGAAACGCGGGGUUAAAGUCAAGCGUGUUUUCUUACAGCAGCAGGCACUUGCUGCACUGGUCGCGUUUGUUCCUGGAGGUGAGGCCCCCAAGAGCAGGGGCGGUGUGCUGCAGAGGGAGCACCAGUUUUAGCGGCCGGAGCCGGCCUCCACGCGAGGCCCAGUGGCCGCCUGCGGCAGGAACACCUCGGGCGCUUGUUAAAAAUGUGACCUCUGGCCUAGUCUACAUUUGGCUAAACACCCCCCCCCCCCCCCGGCCAUCCUGUGCCCCCAAACGUUUGAGACCUCAUUCUGCUCUGACCGUAGGGAGUUGAUGGGUUACAUAUUUUUCUAUUAUCAUCCUUGAAUCGUGAUAACAACCGAGGAGUUAGAUACUAUCCCUAUUUUAUAGCUGGAAAACUCGAGGCCCAGAGGGUGCAGUCACUUGCUCAAGAUUAGAGCUGGUACUCAGAGGCUUCUGAGGUCAUCAGAGAAUCCAAAGCCCUCCAGACCAGGACAUUCCAUUCAGAGCUCCAGCCCCAGGGCCCAUCUGGCCCUUGGGAGCAGCCAGCAACAGCCCCAGGGAAGGGAAGCAAAAAGCCAGGCACGGUCUCCGUUUCCCCGAGCCAAGAGCUUCCUUGGAGCGGGGGUUGAGCUCUACUUCAUAGAAUCGUGUUGGCUGAUGGGUGCUUGCGGGAACAAGUCUCCCCCAACCCUGAGAGGAGUGCCCUGGGAGGGGACGGGACCACGGGCUGGUCAAAGGCAGUGGGCAUCAAGGGGCCACAGACCUCUGUCUCCACCUCCCCUCCCCGCAUUCUUCAGGCUCCCGGUGGGAAGGAACAGGGAGUGAUACCUGGAGUGAGUCGGAGUGAGGAAGGGGGCUGCACCACCCUCGGGAGCAUUGUCAGGAGUCCCCCCCCUCUCUAGUCUCCCUGGACUCUUGUCUAGGAGUCUAGUCAUUCCUUUGUGGUUGGCUCUCUCCAGACCCUCCUGGGGGAAGGUUCCGACCCUUCUAAAGGUCACAGGUAUGGUUGCAGGCCCUUGGGGGUCCCCUUCUGUUUUGUUCUUUCUCCUUUCCCGCUUGUACCGGGAAUUGGCCUGGUCAAAAGAACGUCUGCUUCAGCCCUCCUCGUCAUGGCCCUGGGCUAUGUAGUCUGAGGGGACAUCAUACUGCCCUGGGCCCCAAGGACCCUGAAAUGGGGCCACACCUGGUACUGGGGGUACAUAGGCAGGACUGCCCCAGGCAGCAGCAUGAACACAUUCAGCCCAGUGGAAUUUCUGAUGCACUUGCACGUCAGCCUAUGUGAGUUUGAGUGAAUACGUAGGGGGGCUGGAGGGGCGGCGUUCAGACAAGCAGUUGGCACUUUGUGGUGAGGGGCUCCUGUCAGAAAACUCUGAGAAGUCCUCUCCAUGGGACUGGGCUUCGGGGGGCACCAGCUCCCCUCCCUCUGAAGGAGAAUACAGUGGCUUCUCAUGGGCUCUUGGGGUGGUGAGGUGCCUUAUCUGUACCAAUUACCAGGGGCCCAACUCAAAGGACAUAUAAAUGGUGGAAUUACGAGGAUUUGGAGCCCAAGACCCCCAAAGUGAAGGAGUUGGUUUUCCAUAGGCGGCAGCAACCCACUCCCAGGGUUGGGGGUAGGUCAGGGAGAAUAGGUGGGCUCUGUGAGCCUGUUUCCACCCGUGCCCUAACUUACCCAAGCCCUGGGGUGAGGAGGUAGUGCCAGGAAGGAGGUGCAGCAUCGUCCGGGGGGGUGGCCUGCCACGGGGCAAAGCUCUCUCUGUCCGCAGGGAGCCGCCGCCUGUGCCCCUGGGUCUCUGCAGACAGCAUGCCCACCUUUGAAGUUCAUCAUUCUCAGCCUCCUGGGGUGGAUCUGAGAGCAACCGGGGCCCCUGGCAGCUCCCAGCCCCAUCCCAGAAUGAGGCUCCAUCUCCCUGUGCCAAGGAGGAGCAGAGGUUAGAGGUCCCACCACAAAUACUAUCUCGGUGACAUUAGGCAUGUCUUGAGCCUCAGUUUCCUUAUCUGUAAAAUGGAGGUAAUACCCUCACCGUGAGGUAGGUGAACAUGGACACCCAGCCCUUGCACACUGGUCUACUUGGUACUUCGUAGGUACCUAACAAGUGAGAGCAUUGUUUCUGAUUCUAAAGGCGUGCGGAUAGCCCAGGGAGCGAAGACCACCCCCUCCCCUAACCCCAUCCUUAUAAUCAGACAUCUACUUUAGGCACCUCGGACCAGGUGAAGGAAGGGAAGUCUCUCUCUAUGCAAAAGCCUUAAGAAGUUGUCCUGUUGUCCGUUUUUCUUUUAUGCCUCACAUUUUAGUUAAGAGAUUUGGCCCCAAAGCUUCUUGAGAUAAUUUGUAAACAUUGAGGCACCCUGACGGUUUAUGCCAAGCGGGGUGACUCCGAUCACGGCUUGUAGGCAGCACUGCCAUGCCACCUCCUGUACAACUGCUCGGCUGUGCCUCGGUGUGCGCGCGUGUGCAUGCGUGUGUUCAGAUGUGUUCGGGGCCCGUCCGGUGUGGUUGCGUUUUGAGGAGUGUGUGUGUAGGGGCUCGUCUGCGGGCCACCUCUCCAGCUGGCCAGAGAAGAGGGAGGGGGUCUUGCCUCACUGAGGCCCUUUCCAUGGCUGGAAAGGCCUGCCUGGGUCCUGAGUGGUGCCUGGAGGAUUCCUCGGUUCCCCGAGUUAACCAGGGUCAAUAGCGUCACCAUAACUCAGUAACAGACCCCGAUUUCCUGCUCCAUUGCUGUCUCUGGCACCUGGCUUACUUCCUGGCACACAGUAAGCACUCAAUAAACGUAUGCUGAGAAUGACUAA
Messenger RNA from Zalophus californianus (California sea lion), 6721 nucleotides. It is a transcript of the gene SLC43A2, whose product is annotated as solute carrier family 43 member 2. NCBI's taxonomy places the organism in Eukaryota, Metazoa, Chordata, Mammalia, Carnivora, Otariidae. The record is from RefSeq and is a predicted model, not a curated record. The transcript has 14 exons. Gene Ontology annotation, biological process: transmembrane transport; neutral amino acid transport. Gene Ontology annotation, molecular function: neutral L-amino acid transmembrane transporter activity; L-amino acid transmembrane transporter activity. The coding region runs from base 103 to 1818 and encodes 571 amino acids.